GGGAAGAAGCGCUGGCGGACGGGCGGCGGUCGGGGUCGUGGCUUUGCGUAAGUCUCGUGUGGAGGCCAUCGAGGGGUGGGACAGAGAGGCGGCGGUGCCGAAGGGCCCUCUAAGAGAGAAGGCGUUGGUGGGGGCUGCGGAGAGUGUGCGCGGUAUCCCCUGCACGUUGGGGCGUGAAGGCAGGAGGGGUCUACGCGGCGGGUUCACGGUGGGUCGCUCAGAGGAGCCUCGUGAUCGCACGCUCUUUUGCUGCUGGGCGGUGGAGGCUCAGCGGGAGUGGAAGGAGUGUGGGAUGCUCCAUGCCGUCCUUGAGGCCCAGCCCGCAUGA
Molecule: messenger RNA, 328 nt
Organism: Trypanosoma rangeli
Lineage: Eukaryota; Euglenozoa; Kinetoplastea; Trypanosomatida; Trypanosomatidae
Exons: 1
Source: RefSeq, a predicted model, not a curated record